AUGUCUACAGGCUUAUGCCCGGGCAAACCACCACCCAAACCUAGGCGUGCGACUGUUCGUACCCUACUUGACCCGGCAUCCAACACUGAAACCAACAUAUUAGAUGUGGAAGCCCUGCUACUCCAUCUCCCCUCGCCCAAAACAGUCACCGGCGAGGAAGUCCUUGAGCUCCACGUCCAUGGCGGCCCAGCGACAGUGAAAGCCGUCUUGUCUGCUAUACCGAAAUGCCAGGCCAGCACGCGCAUCCGCUACGCCGAACCAGGCGAAUUCACCAAACGCGCAUUCUUCAAUGGCCGCCUUGAUCUGGCGCAAAUUGAAUCCCUGGGCGACACUCUGGACGCAGAGACGGAACAGCAGCGUCGCGCAGCAGUAAGAGGUAACUCUGGCGCGCUUGGACGAAGCUACGAAGACUGGCGGCACCAGUUACUCCAAGCCCGCGGGGAGAUUGAGGCUCUCAUAGACUUUUCAGAGGACCAGCAUUUUGACGAGUCGCAGUCUGAGCUGCUGGAAAACGUGGCAAGACAGGUAGCCAAGAUUUUGCGCUCCAUCGACCUGCACGAGUUGGGCAGCCAACGAAGCGAGUUGUUGCGGAACGGAAUUCGCAUCGCGCUGGUAGGGCCCCCGAAUGCUGGAAAAAGCUCCCUGAUGAACAUCAUUGUCGGCCGGGAAGCGUCCAUUGUUUCCGGCGAGGCCGGCACUACACGGGAUAUUGUAGAGGCCAGUCUCGAUAUACGGGGGUUUCUAUGCUCCUUUGCUGAUACUGCUGGUUUUCGGUCCAAGACGGAGACGAGCGACGAGGUGAUUGGCGCCGUGGAAGAAGAGGGCAUUCGACGAGCAAGGGCACGGGCACAGGAGUCGGACGUGGUUCUCGUCCUGGCAUCCGUAGAGCCAGGGCCGUCCGGGCCGUUUAUCCACUUCGACAAGGAGACGAUGGCCCUUGCGACCGAGGCACAGUCGUCUCUUGUCGUUGUCAACAAGCAAGACACGGUCGAUGGAGAUGUACUGUCCCAUUUGCUCCGGCAGUUUCGCCAACUGAUUCGCGAGGAAUAUCCGGGUCUACCACAAGAACCAAUCUGCAUAUCCUGCAAAGAAGACGGCUCUGCAUCGAGGGACAGUGGCGUCCAAAGCGUCGUCGACGCACUGGUCGCCUCCUUUUCCCAAAUGACAGACAUGCCGCCCGACAUGCGAGACCUGCUGGGUGUUACUGAGCGACAGCGCCAAUUACUUGCGAAAUGUAGAGGCCAUUUAGAGGAUUUCAUGGGCGAAGCGCAACCGCAAAAGGGGUUAGAUUCAGACAUUGUCCUUGCAGCCGAGUAUCUGAGAUAUGCUGCGGACUGUCUGGCCAGAAUCACGGGCAAAGGUGAGGCCGGGGAUGUGGAGGAGGUAUUGGGCGUGGUGUUUGAAAAGUUCUGCGUGGGUAAGUAG
Molecule: messenger RNA, 1425 nt
Organism: Metarhizium brunneum ARSEF 3297
Lineage: Eukaryota; Fungi; Ascomycota; Sordariomycetes; Hypocreales; Clavicipitaceae
Source: RefSeq, a predicted model, not a curated record